Messenger RNA from Strongylocentrotus purpuratus (purple sea urchin), 1339 nucleotides. RefSeq lists its product as uncharacterized. The transcript is spliced from 3 exons. The record is from RefSeq and is a predicted model, not a curated record. The coding region runs from base 889 to 1299 and encodes 136 amino acids. NCBI's taxonomy places the organism in Eukaryota, Metazoa, Echinodermata, Echinoidea, Camarodonta, Strongylocentrotidae.
GUCCGGGACAUUAUUAUCGUAACGAAACCGCAAAAAUAUUGUGAUGAAUUGAGUUCGGAUGGUGGGAUUCCUGUGUCCAUGCUGUCAUGAAGAAUUGCUGUCAAAUUUGAACUUUGCAUGCAGUCCAUAAAUUCCAUCAUGUUGUGAUAGUGGCUGUAUACAUUUUAUAUACGUCAUUCACAGAGCGCUUAUAGUGAACAAUUCGGUAGUCCGACUUUAUUAUCAAGAGUGCGAAGUUUUAUAUUGCACCGUGACAGGCGAGAGAAGAACAUUGCCACCUUUUAUUGUUCGAACAAUGAUUUAUGACAAUACAUCGAUCUCUUUUUAUUGCUGCAAUUCAUAAUUCGGUAAGUUCAGACCCGCAUAAUUUGGGAUCGCAGUCUAUCCUUGAACACGGAUAUACCAUAUCACUAUAAUAUGUCCAUGACUCUGACUGUGACCGUGGUUUUGGAAAGCCUGUAUCAAACCAGGAUAAAAUGUUUAUCUUUGACUGGCUUUGUAAUAAGCUGACUUCACAGUUAUCAACGCGGAAACAGGAUUAUAAACUGGCAGCUGUUUAUAUAUAAACUUCCGGAAGCAAACUAUAUCUCUGGAAGAAAUGUCGUGAACAUGAUAUCAUCAUGACUUUGUAGGCCGUAAUUGACAUUUGAAGUGCUCUAUUUUCAUUGUCUUCAUCGUAAUUUUUCAUCAUGAGAUCAGAAAUGGAAGAACAGUAACAGCCAAGGGUCCAUUGUGGAUUGAAAGGACACGCAACGAUGUGAGUGGAAACAGAACUGUAUACAAUAUAUAAAUUUGGUUCCCACGCGUGGCGGGAAAACUUUGCGGGUCGUCUGCUUCACAAAUAAAUUUCAUAUUCAGUUCGUCAUACUGCGAGAAGAAGAAAAAAAAAUGUUCCACACGUGUGAAUUCGGAAUACUGUCUGGUGUCUUACCGGGGGACUCCAGACUAAAUAAAAGGGACCGAUCGCAGAGAUGCAAUGAAUGUGACACGAUGUCAAAGAAGAUCAUAUCAGAAAAGGAGAUCCAGGAAUCUGUGGUCGUCUUAAAAGACAGAUUGCGAAUAAUGCAGAUCAUGGUUGACGACUGCGCCGACAUGUUCCAACAGAAGAAGAUCAAGAAAUGGAAAGCGGCAAGGCGACAAUCGCGUGAUGCCCACUACGAGUUGGACUGGAAUAUCAUCGGUUGUGUUCUCAUCAUUAUAUUCUGUUUCCUGUUUCGUUCUGCCAUAGCUCUUAUUCGCGGUCCUGUAGUUCUGGAACCUUGCAUUGAGCUAGAGCCCAUCGCAGAGCCCGUAAACUGAACCAGGAAAAUAAUACAAAUUUUAGUAGGCCUACAUGCAU